Messenger RNA from Lycium ferocissimum, 1235 nucleotides. Its product is annotated as zinc finger protein ZAT5. The transcript has a single exon. The record is from RefSeq and is a predicted model, not a curated record. The coding region runs from base 112 to 1086 and encodes 324 amino acids. Lineage: Eukaryota; Viridiplantae; Streptophyta; Magnoliopsida; Solanales; Solanaceae.
CUAGCUAUAAUAUCACUCUUCCCCUCUCUCUCUCUCUCUUUAUAUUCUUUCAUCACUCUUCUUCUUCUUCACUUUGUCACUUGCUUACCUUCUUUUCUUGUUUUUGUAGUCAUGGAAGUUUGUCAAAAUUUCCCCGAUCGCUUGUGCGCUUUCAAAGGAAAGCGCACUAAGCGAUCUAGGCCGUCGUCCCCUCUUAAUAUAGCGGGGAUGACGGUCACUACUACUAGCUCAUCGACCGCUGGAGGGAGCGAUGACGCUGGUGGUGGUGGUGGUAGAGGUGAUUUUUACAAUAAUUCAACAAUUCAAUAUUCACCAACCACUUCUACUACUCAAAUAUCAACAACUAGCACAGAGGAAGAUGAAGAUAUGGCCAAUUGCUUAAUUCUAUUAGCACAAAGCGGAUGUAGCAAGAAAGUACAAGUUGUAAGUGAAGUUAAAAAGGAGAAAAUCAGCAGCAGGAAAUUUGCAGAAAUGACCACUAGUACAACUGGAAAAGCUGGUUUUUAUGUCUAUGAGUGCAAAACUUGUAACAGAACUUUCCCUUCAUUUCAAGCACUUGGUGGCCAUAGAGCAAGUCAUAAAAGGCCCAAAACCAUAGUGGAUGAGAAAAAAUCUGUCACUGUCAGUGCAACUGCCACUGACACUGCUAGCGCUGUUGCUGCUGCUGAUGAUGAUUUACAUGAUGAUCAUCAUCAUCUAGUGAACGAUCAAGAACAAGGGCGACUCAAUAAAAUUAAUGCAUCUCUUUCAAAUCAGAUAGCCCCCAACAACAGCAGCAAAACCAAAAUCCACGAGUGUUUAAUUUGUGGGGCGAAGUUUUCAUCAGGGCAAGCUUUAGGUGGUCAUAUGAGAAGACACAGACCACCUACGACGACAACUCCUACUACAAACACUAAGAUUUCGAUGAAUUCUACGCAUCUUGAGACAACAAGCAAUGUUUCAGAAUCAUCUUUAUCCCAUGAUGAAAAGUCUACAAGAAAUAUUUUGUCUCUUGACCUUAAUUUGCCAGCGCCACCAGAAGAUGAUCACAAAUUUGAACAAAGUCUUGUCUUCGCCACUGCUCCUUUGGUGGAUUGCUAUUACUAAUAAUUUAAAAGAGAAGAGAUUCAUUUUUUUUCUUUUUUUAGUUUUUCAGUUCUUGUUUUUUACACUUAUUGAUCAAUUUAUGUGAAUUAAUUUGUCACAAAUUUGUGAUAGUAAUAAAUUUUUAGGAUUAUUUCAUAAAUAUACACAAA